Messenger RNA from Volvox carteri f. nagariensis, 462 nucleotides. RefSeq lists its product as uncharacterized. The record is from RefSeq and is a predicted model, not a curated record. The coding region runs from base 1 to 462 and encodes 153 amino acids. The transcript is spliced from 6 exons. NCBI's taxonomy places the organism in Eukaryota, Viridiplantae, Chlorophyta, Chlorophyceae, Chlamydomonadales, Volvocaceae.
AUGACGGCGGCGAGAAUCAGGUUCAGACGAAAAUCUACGAAUGCGGCUGUCAUCAUCUGCAAUUCGGACAACGCGCGCGGCUGCAAUGCUGGUGGACGCAGUGGACAACCACGACAGGACUACACUCGAAAUGGGACAGCGAACAAGGGACCUAGCGUGUGCUUAGCCACCGUCACACUCCACCACCGCGACCACUGCCACCUCGCCAAGCACGCGGCCGCCAUCGUCGUCGCCGAUUGUCCGUCGCAGCUGCCGCGACAACUCACAGCCGCCGCCGCCGCCAGGAGCGAGAGAGCUCACAACGGCGCGCACUCUUCUAGUCGCAGUUUUACUAGCUUGGAGCGUUACCAAAGGCUCUUUAAUAAGAGCCCCCGUCCCCCGUUCAACCAGGCAAUGAAUCCAGGCAAGAGCAGCAGAGGGAGAGAGGCGCAGCUAUACAAGGCAAAAGCGGAAACCAAUUGA